Molecule: messenger RNA, 4652 nt
Organism: Homo sapiens (human)
Lineage: Eukaryota; Metazoa; Chordata; Mammalia; Primates; Hominidae
Product: syncytin-A-like
Exons: 7
Coding region: 3215-4198 (327 amino acids)
Source: RefSeq, a predicted model, not a curated record
AGAAGCGCUAGGGAUAUCUCCCCUCCCCCGCUCCCUCUGUCUCCCUCUCUCCCUCCCCUCUCCCCUCUCCCAUGAGAGGACACAGCCAGAAGGAGACCGUCUGCAAGCCAAGGAGAGAAGCCUCACCAGCCAUGGAAUCUAUAGGCACCUUGAUGUUGGACUUCCAGCCUCCAGAGCUAUGGAAGCCAACCGUCGGGAGCACACACACCACAUUACAAGGAUCCCAGCCAGGCCCAGGAGGGGAAGCAAGGACACCCUAGAGGCAGAGAGAACUGGCAGGCUGGAGUGAAGUGGCAUGAUCUCAGCUCACUGGAAUGUCCACCUCCUAGGUUCAAGUGAUUCUCCUGCCUCAGCCUCCCAAGUGGCUGGGAUUACAGGAUUUUUCAUGGGCCGAUCUGCUGAAUUCAGCCUAGGAGCUGAGACCAACAUCUGAGUCUCUUCAGCACACAAGUUUGAAAGAAGUCCUAGCAACUUCAAGCUCAGAACUACGGGUGGCAGCAGCUCCCUCUUGACGUCGAAGCCUCCCAUUCCAGAGAGAGUCAAGGCCUGGAUCAAACAAAGCCCACAAGCACCGAUGACUGAGCUGCUGACUACCCCCAGCAUCUCCAACUCAACCUCCUCUUUCUGCCUCUACCCAAAUUUUAAAACUUUCAAACAUGGGUUUAAAAAUGGUAAUGAGUAAAGUUGCAUCCAAGUGUAUCAAAUAAAACUAAAUAUCCAUAAAUGCUGUAAUAAUUCCUGCUUUGAUGCUGAACUAAAGAAUUUUCUGCCAGGCGUGGUGGCUAACACCUGUAAUCCCAGCACUUUGGGAGGCCAAGGCAGGUGGAUCACGAGGUCAGGAGUUCAAGACCUGCCUGGCCAACGUGGUGAAACCCCAUCUCUACUAAAAAUACAAAAAUUAGCUGGGCAUGGUGGCAGGCAUCUGUAGUCCCAGCUACUCAGGAGGCUGAGGCAGGAGAAUCACUUGAACCCGGGAGACAGAGGUUGUAGUGAGCCAAGAUGGCACCACUGCACUCCAUCCUGGGCAACAAGCGAGAUUCCAUCUCAAAAGAAAAAAAAAAAAGAAUUUUCUGUUUAUAUUACAUAUAGUCUCACUUCAUAUUUCAUUUCUCUCACCUCUGAUACCUGGAGUCCUUUGCUAGUACUGAAAUUGAGUAAAGUCAUUCUCAUGAGUUUUAGUAAACUCAAAACUCAAAACUCAUGAAGUUGGCAAAACUCAAAGAAUGCUUUGGUCUAGUUUGACAUUGGCCAGUAUGUUUUUCAUAUCCAGUCAUUCCUUUUUUCCUGGCUGACAUCCUCACUUCCUGCCUGUGGAGGAAAAGUUAAAUAUUAAAUUUGAACUCAAUUGAAUGUGGACACAAACAAUGGUCACCAAGUCCGGGAACAGGUUGUGUGAGUCCCUUGAGGCAUUUAUCCUGCCCUGUUUCGGAGAAAUCUCUAUUUCAAACUAUUCCUAUGUGUUACUUACUGAAAAACAACAGACAAUCGCAAAAACAAGUUGACCUUUUUGUGUUCCUUGAGCCCAGUCACAAAGGGCCCUCAUGACUGGGCCUCAUGCCAAACAACUUGUUACAAAAAGAGCUAGGGUCCCAGACCGCACCAAAGACCCAUGAGACCUCUCCUCGUCUGUGCACAGACUGGUGGCCGACUCUGGAGCCCAGGCUGUUGCUUCCUGGUCUGGUGAUGAAUCCUCCAUAGUCUGGGGUCUCACUUUGUUGCCCAGGCUGGCCUAUUCCAGGAUUUGACUUUGCAGUUGAUUCCCUAGACAUGUGAAGAUCUGAGUCUAAUCAAAGAUAAUUCAGAGAUCGUCAGGGUAACAUGCAAGGACUGGAAAGGGGUCUCCAGUCACCUCUCAUGAGGAGACGCGUCCCACUGCCUCAUUGAGGUGGCCUCAGGGUGAAGAAUCAGGACCCACCUGGUGCAACGAAUAAACCCAGACUCUCAGCAUCGCGAGGAGAAAAAGUCUUGCAACACCGUGGCGACCAAGUAACUCUGUGCACAUACUAAGGUCUCAAAACACAGGCACGGCCCCUGGAGUUCCCAGUACAUCAACAUCAGCCUGGGGAUCAUGUCCUCAUCAAAAGCUGGAAAGAGGAGAAACUCGAACCAGCCUGGGAAGGACCUUACCUGGUGCUCCUAACACUGAAACCACAGUCCAGAUAGCAGAAAAAGGAUGGACCCAUCACACCCCAGUCAAGAAAGCAUCACCACCUCCGGAGUCAUGGGCCGUUAUCCCAGGGGAAAACCCUACCAAACUAACGCUAAGAAAAGUUUAACUCUCCUUCAUCUAUUCUAUUACUCCUUCUUCUUUCCUCAUUCUAUGGCUGACCACCUCAUUAUUAAUGUAACCAGGUCAAGCUCACCCCAAACUAUUACCUUCGAUGCAUGUCUUGUCAUACCCUGUGGAGAUCUCCAAAGUCAAAAGCAACUCUCAGACUCAGAGAAGUAUCUCUGCCCCUUUAAGAUAAAAGGCUCCCCCUAUCAAGACCCUUGUUCCUUAACGAAUGCAGGAAAACAGGUCUGCCAUAGCUGGAAUGAUGUUGUGUGGACAACUGAAUAUCAAGGCUGGACCUCGUCAACCGGUGGUUGUAUGUCCUUAAAACCAUACAUUCACUUCACUAAAGAAAGUACCCCCCAUAAUUGCCAGUAUAACCAAUGUAAUCCAGUGCAAAUUUCUAUUCUCAUUCCAACUUCUACUGACCCUAAACCUACUUUAAGUUGCUUAUAUGGCAUGGGAGCCGAAAUAGCAGGGGCACAUCUUAUUGGAUAUUUUGAGAUAUGUUUUAUUACUCCUUCACCUCCUACAUUCCUUCUACAUUAUCCCCCAAUGUUCUGUUCUUCCUCCACCCAAAGAUAAAACCAAAAUAGAUAUUGUAGAAGUAAAUGACCUAAAACAAACUUUAGCAAUUGAAACAGGAUAUCAAGAUGCAAAUGCCUGGAUGGAAUGGAUUAAAUAUUCCGUCCACACUUUAAACAAAAGCAAUUGUUAUGCUUGUGCGCACAGCAGGCCAGAGGCCCAGAUUGUCCCCUUUCCACUCAGAUGGUCCUCCCGUCGACCAAGCAUGGGCUGUAUGGUAGCUCUCUUCCAGGAUUCUACAGCUUGGGGCAAUAUAUCAUGCCAAGCUCUCUCUCUGCUCUAUCCUGAAGUUCAACACCCUGCGGGUCAGCCCCCGAGGGCCAUCCAGCUUCCGUCUCCCAAUGUCAGUUUCAUCUCAUGUCUCUCAUGACAAGGGAAAACUUGGCAUUCCGUGGAAGCUUAAUGGGAUGUAGUGAGCUUAAGCCCUUCCAAGAGCUUACCCAUCAGUCUGCUGUUAGUCAUUCUCGAGCGGAUGUAGCGGAUGUAUGGUGGUAUUGUGGUGGACCCUUACUGGACACUCUGCCAAGUAACUGGAGUGGUACUUGCACUCUUGUCCAAUUCGCUAUCCCUUUUGCCCUUGCAUUUCUUCAACCAGAAAAAGAAAAGCCACAACACCGUAAAAUAAGAGAAGCCCCUUAUGGGUCUUUUGACUCUCAAGUUUAUUUAGACGCAACUGGAGUCCCACAGGGAGUACCACACAAAUUCAAAGCUCAAGACCAGAUAGCUGCAGGAUUUGAAUCAAUAUUUUGGUGGGUAACUAUCAGUAAAAACAUAGAUUGGAUAAAUUACAUCUAUUAUAACCAGCAGCGGUUUAUUAACUACACUAGAGAUGCUGUCAAAAGAAUAGCUGAACAGUUAGGGCCUACUAGCCAGAUGGCUUGGGAAAACAGAAUGGCCCUAGACAUGAUAUUAGCCAAAAAAGGUGGAGUUUGUGUUAUGAUCAAAACUCAAUGUUGUACCUUCAUCCCAAACAAUACUGCCCCUAGUGGGAGCAUAACAAGGGCCUUACAAGGCCUUACUGCUUUAUCCAAUGAAUUAGCUAAAAAUUCUGGAGUCAAUGACCCUUUUUCAGGAUGGCUAGAAAGGUGGUUUGGUAAAUGGAAAGGAAUCAUAGCCUCAAUUCUUACUUCUCUUGCAGCCGUAAUAGGUGUAGUCAUUCUUUUUGGGUGUUGUGUCACACCAUGUAUCCGUGGGCUAGUACAGAGGCUUAUAGAAACAGUACUUACUAAAACCUCCCUUAGCUCUCCUCCACCUUAUUCAGAUAAGCUUUUCCUUUUAGAGGAUCAAGUCGAACAGCAAAGCCAAGACUUGUUAAAAAGGUUUGAAGAGGAAGGACCAUAACAAUUGAAAGGGGGAAAUUAUAAGAUACAGUAAAUUCCUCUUCAAAGAUUUAGCCUGUUGACUUCCUUAUUCUUUGUUCUCAAACUCGACUUCCUUGUUGUCCAUGCCUCCUUGUCCCUAGUUACUGUGAACAACCUUCCCACCAGUUCUAAUCAAUAACUCACAUCUGCUCCCUUGGUUACCCACUCUGCACCCAUUCUUCCCACUGAAACUGCACUUCCCACCACUGUAACUCACAUCCCCCUUCCCUUCCUUAUUUGGAAAAGUAUUCACAAAUAGCCAAUCGGGUCAACUUAGAAUGAGCGGUCCAACCCCAGCCCCUGGGGGAGUGACACAGAGGUAGGGACUGUGUUAGGGAUAAAAACCUUUUCCUUCCUUUGUUCAGUGUGCUCCUGUGAUCAUGAUUGAUGCAGGCAGCACCCUUCUGCAGAAGUAAAUUGCCUUGCUGAGAAAA